GUCGGUCACUUCCGGUGCUGAGAGAUCUCUAUAGCGACAGCCCGGCCGCCGAGAGGAGACUAGUGUAGUUAACUCUAGUUAGUUUGCUGUUUAGUUAGAUUAGCCAUCAUGGCCAAAAGUGACGGCAGCUCGUACUUCAGGAGGUCCAGUGUGUUCUGGAUGCUGGUCGUGGCGGGUUCUCUGAGCUUUUUCACGUGGACGGUGUUCUGGCCUCAGGACGUCCCCUACAGCAGUCUGGGUCCCCUCGGAGCUCUGGCCAAGCAUUGUGUGGACUAUCACUAUCCUGUGAUGUAUUACGGAUGGUUUCUGACGUGGCUCAUCCAUCUCUUCGAGGCUCUCUUUGCGCUGAAGAUCUGCAGUGAUAAAGGCAUAGACAGCACCUCCACACGUUUCCUGUGGGUCGCUCAGACGUUCCUGUUUGGUUUCGCGUCUCUGGGUCUUCUGCUCAAAUACAAACCGGGCGGCCGAUCCAAACGCGAGUGACAGAAAGCGCAGCCUGACGCCGAUCCCCCGCAGGACGCUGAUCUUUAUAUUCCAGAGGAUUUAUCCACCAGCAGGUUAUAUUUGAACAGUCUCAUCCACCUCACUGAUUCGUUAAAGGCUAAAUGUCACCCGAGGCCUGGUUUACACGAUCCUGGUUCAGUGAAGCUCUAUCAGCAGUAUUAGUGACGUAACGUCUGUCAGAAAGUCACUUCAGCGCCGUGUGGGUACAGUCAGACUCUUACAGCGCAAAAUAAGAGCAAUAAACCUCUAAUACACACUGGUAUACAAAUCCAGGAAACAUGGUACACUUCACAGAGACAUGGAGAAGAAGGUAUUCAUCUAAAGAUUUGCUGAUAUAAACCAAACCUCCCGCUGUACAACAGAAUCAGAGUCCUCCAUAUAAAUGAUAAUAUUUACUUAAAGUGCUUUAAAACUAUUUUCACUCAGAAACUGCAUAGAUUAAACGGCUAGAAUUUUUUUUUGUAUGAAUUGUAAACACAUUCAUAUUUUUCAUACAGAUAAUUGUAUCCAAAAUUGAAAAGCAUUAUAUUUUGAGAAACCUCGUCUCUAUAAUUGGUCUUUUGCAUUAAUAGUGUAACGGUGAGUAGAUAUAUCUUAUAAUUGUGGGUACAAUUAUUCAAGAGGUCAUAAAAUGCAUAAUUAAUGCAUUCAUAAUUAAUGUAUUAUAAUAUGCAGUAAUAUUUUGUAUCAAAAGGUUUUAAAUAACGGUACUUUGUCCUAAAUUGAAAAUAAAAAUAAAACAAUACAUUUAUAAAUUUAUAAAAACAAUAAAAAAUAAAUUUUUCACUGUAUGUUUUGCUGUAAUAAAAUAAUGAAAUUAUAUUAAAAUUAAAAUGAGUCAAGCUUAGGCCCUGUGUCGAGAACAACUGAGAUACACUUUUAUUUUUUAGUGACUUACGAAUGAGGAAGAAUCAAAAUCAAGAAAAGAGCCAGAACGAGUCUGCUUGGCCUAACUAGAACACGUUACUCCACGCAUCUGGGUUUCUCAUUAUAUAAUAGAAUAGAGAAAGCGUCUUACAGUCUGCUCCGUUCGUAGACGGUUCACAGCUCAAAUAUGAAGGAUCUUUAUACCAGGCCGCCGCUGGACGUGAUGUUCCUCAGACGCUGCUGAUGGAGCAGACACCUGAACGCAGAGUAUUCCUCUGACCGUCUCUCUCAGCCGCUGCUGCUUCAGAAACACUUGUGUAAGUGCAGCUGGUUAUUUUUAGUACAGCAGAGCGUUAGAUUCCUCCAGACUUCUGUGUUUUGGCUGGAGUUCGUGUGAUUAUGACGUGUGUGUUUAGUGUGAACGAAGGAAAAUAAACCGCCUGAUUUGA
Molecule: messenger RNA, 1820 nt
Organism: Puntigrus tetrazona (Sumatra barb)
Lineage: Eukaryota; Metazoa; Chordata; Actinopteri; Cypriniformes; Cyprinidae
Gene: tmem254
Product: transmembrane protein 254
Exons: 4
Coding region: 109-483 (124 amino acids)
Source: RefSeq, a predicted model, not a curated record